AUUAAAUAUGGCGGUGUCCACAAUCAUAGGACGUGCCUGCCGGAGAAAUGCUAAUAUUUUAGGUUCUAUUAAACGUUGGUAUUCAAUAGAGCCUCCUGAAUCAAUAUCGGGUCCAAAGUUAGGACAACUGGGCGUACCUGAUAAUUUAGUGAAAAAUCCUUUGAGCUUUACCGAAAAAAUAGCAAAUAGACAAAUUGUCGAUGAAGAAAUUAUUAAGGUUCAUAACAUUGGGUUUCCUUUUACCUCAAAAACGGCAUCAUAUAAAAAUCGUUUAAAGACAUAUAAAAAAUAUAGCUCAAAAACGGAGUUGAGUGAAGAUGACCGUAUUGGAAGGACAAGCAAAGCUUGGCUUGAAGAGGAAGGACCUUUACAUAAGUUAAGGAUAGCAGAACAUUUUGGAAUAUUCGAACACUUGUUCGAAGGAGCUUACUUUUAUCCGAUUGAAAAAUUAGUUGUUGCUUAUGACUACGAUCAUGAUUUCGUUAGUCCUGUUUAUUAUGGAAAUAGAAUAUAUCCGGCAGAUGCUCAGAAAGCCCCACUUGUACGAUACGCUAGUGAUAAUAAUACUAAAUGGUCUUUAAUCUUAACUAAUCCAGAUGGGAAUUUAAUUGACAAUCAAUCUGAAUGUUUACAUUGGUUCAUAGGAAAUAUACCUGGAAACAAUAUUGAAAAAGGCGACUUUUUAUGCAACUAUUUGCCUCCAUUUCCACCGCGGGGAACGGGAUUGCAUAGAAUGGUAUUUUUAUUGUUUAAGCAAUCAGGAGAAAUAAAUUUCGAAGAAGAGAGACGAACAAACAGUGUAAACUUACAACAAAGAACAUUCAAGGUAGCUGAUUUGUUCAAGAAGCACUCUGCAGAUCUAACACCAGCAGGACUCUCUUUUUUUCAAACCGAGUAUGAUGAUAGCGUUCGCGAAACUUUUCAUAAAACACUAGAUAUGAAAGAACCGUCGUAUGAGUAUGAUUUUGAUCCAUUUUAUAUUUCACCUAUCAAGGAGUACCCUCAUAAAGAACCUUUUGACAAAUAUUACGAUCGUUAUCGUGACAAGAAAGACAUUGGUGAAGAAGUAUUAAAGUUAAAAAUGAAAAUGAUGAGCCCUUUCAAACCUUAUGAACCAGAAUUCAAAUAUCCAGGUGCUCAUGAGCAUUAUAAAACUCAAUGGGGUAAGCAUUAUAAGCCAACUUGGUUAAUGAGGAGAGAAAUGAUGAUGAAUAGACGAUUGGCGCAGUACAAAAGUUUGCCGUAA
Dimorphilus gyrociliatus is the source of this 1246-nucleotide messenger RNA. The record is from the annotation of a GenBank genome assembly. NCBI's taxonomy places the organism in Eukaryota, Metazoa, Annelida, Polychaeta, Dinophilidae.